GAAAACAUACACUCACUCUGACAGAACAUCCUUUCUGCCCUUCUCUUCCCAACUCAACGCUUUGACUCUACUCCUUGCUUAAUUUCCUCAGGGAGAAGUGAAGAUUUUGGUAGGGUACUGGUAGGUGAAGUAGUACAUCAUGUUGAAGAAGCAGCCAAGUAGGAACCAGAGAACCAAAGGAAUCAGGGUAAAGCAUGUAUUGCAGGUUGCGUUGCUGCUCGGGGUAUGCUUUUGGUUAAUUUAUCAGCUCAAGCAUUCCUAUGACAAGAAGGCAGCAUUGGGUGAGAAUGAUCCAAAAACCUCAAUCAGAACCCAAACAGAAAGUGAGCUCCUGAAACUUGGGAGGAAAGACCUUCCUCAAAAGGAUGUCACAACACAUCUAGUACGAGAGGAUGAGGAUGAGGAAGAAGCUCUAAGAGAGGAAGAAGAGAAGCAUGAGGUAGAGGAUGAGAAACAUGAAGCAGAAGAGCAGGAAGAAGAGGAUCCGAAGCAUGGGGUAGAAGAGAUAGAAGAAGAGGGUCAGAAGCAUGAGGCAGAAGAGCAAGAGGAGGAGGAAAACAAGGAUGAAGAUCCAGAAGAUGUGGGAAAAAGAGCAGGAGAUGAAGAGAUAGAUGAAAAUGAUUUGGAGACAAAAGAAGGGGGAGAUGAUCACAAUGAGAACCUUGUGGAUGAAGAGAAAGAAAUAGAAGAUGGGGGCGAUGAGAUUGACAGUGACAGGAAUGAGGAAGAACGAGAAAACCGAGAAGAAAAUGAGAAUUCAGAUGAUCAAGAUAAUGAAGGAAGUGAUGAGAAUUCUCACGAGGCACGUGAGGAACAUUACAAGGGGGAUGAUGCUUCUAGUGCAGUAACCCAUGAUACCCAAGUGAUGAGCACUGAAACUGAGAAAGUAAGUUCAGAAAGUUCAAAGGAAACCUCUGAAACAAGUGAGGAUGAAGAUGGAAACCAACACAAUAUGAGAUUGGUGGAUCAUGGUAGAAAUUCUGAAAAUGGCACUUCCAGUGUGCUUGCAAGUGAAGAGAAACUUGAAGGGAAUUUGUCCAAUCCUGUGGCGAACUCGCUUUUAGAUGCAAAUGUGAAAACACAAUCUAGUGGUCUGCCAGAAGCGGAAAAUAACUCUUCAAUUGUGAGUUCAGAAGCAAGCAAAAAUUUAGCUGAAGUAAACCAAACAACUAGUUCACACCAGCCUAAUGAAACUGAAACUAUAUCUGAGAUAGCUCAGUCUCAAAAUGCUGCAGUGGAUGGUAUGCCUACUAGAGAGGGUAGCACUGAACAAACUGUGGUUGUGGAACAGACUAAUAACACAAUAUCCGUGGAGGAUCAGUUGAAUUCGACUGCAACAGUUUCUAGUCAUGAAGUAGAGACUAAUGUGUCUGAAAAGAACUUAAUAUCUGAUGGUACAGCUAAAGUGGAGGAUAGCUCCAGAUCUUCAACAAUAAAGGAGACUACGGAUGCCACUGAGCAUGAAGAGUCAAAGAAUGAAGAUGCCAGUAAGAAUGAAGAGUUGCCGAAUGAAGAUGCCAGUAAGAAUGAAGAGUCAGCAAAUGAAGAGUUGGCAAAUGAAGAUGCCACUAUGAACGAAGAGUCAAAUGAUCAAGAGGCCUCUAAGACGGAAGAAUCGGAGGAGACAAGUGAAUCCAGUAGGGCAAACGAAGGUACAGACUCCACAAAUACGACGGAGGAUACAGUUCAGGAUGAUCCCAUUGAUUCUUCUGAUUCCCAUAUUUCAGAAGCCGAGAAAGAGGCUCGCACAGAUUUGGAUACAUUGCCAGAGAUACAAACAGUGGGGGAUGAGAAUGGAGAGACUGCAGCAGAAUGAUGAUGGUGGAUCUUGGGUUCUUCUGGUACAUUCCCAUAUUUUAUGCAAGUCUUUUUUACUUUAUAUGCAAGUAGGGAUGAAAUCCCCCAUGCAGUAAGGUAUAGUGUUUGAGUUAAUGGCUAGAAAAUCAACACAGCAGGUAAAUUCUAGGCUAGCUUAUAUCAUCACCAGCUUUAAUAUGUAAAACUAGAGUUUCCACUGUAUUGUCUUUCUUUUCCUUCAUUCAUUCAUUUUCCUGUUGGUUUUGUUUAG
Molecule: messenger RNA, 2068 nt
Organism: Fragaria vesca subsp. vesca
Lineage: Eukaryota; Viridiplantae; Streptophyta; Magnoliopsida; Rosales; Rosaceae
Exons: 2
Coding region: 140-1816 (558 amino acids)
Source: RefSeq, a predicted model, not a curated record